Messenger RNA from Sphaeroforma arctica JP610, 970 nucleotides. RefSeq lists its product as hypothetical. The transcript has 2 exons. The record is from RefSeq and is a predicted model, not a curated record. NCBI's taxonomy places the organism in Eukaryota, Ichthyosporea, Ichthyophonida. The coding region runs from base 22 to 852 and encodes 276 amino acids.
GCAUUGCUCACCUUGAUCGAGAUGAGUUGGUAUACGGUGAAAAUACGCGGGGGGUUUGUAAAGUUUUUCGUCGACUAUGAAAAUGUCGUGCGCAUGAUGGUUAUGCAGGCAGUGAUAUUGGUGAUAUCCAUGUGCAUGGUUCGAAUUGAAAGCAAGGGUCUUGCGUUUUAUAGAUUCACAACAUCAAUGGUACUCGUCUGGCAGCUAGUGUUCGAAAUGUUUGGAGCUCUUGUAUGGAAUGAGAUCACGGGUGCAUUUGGAUUCGAUAAUCUACGUGUCAGCGAGAAGACCUUAAUCGGUCAGGCAUAUGAUUUGAUAGAUCCGCGUGGGCGACUUGAUCUGCUAUUGCAAGACAAAGAACUUUAUCCCAUACUAUUGGCUAUCGCUGGCAGACGGCAUAUGGACGAAAACUUCAGAUUCAUGAAAGAUGUUCGGCAGCUUAAGCGGAUGGUGGGGACAGAAGCCAACUCGCUGACAGUCCGGGCUGGAGAUAAUUAUGCUGGAAAAAUUAGCAGACUAACAUUGCAAGUAAUAGAUAACUAUAUCAUGUCAGGAGCGGCUCACACAGAAACCAAGGCCGUUGAAUCAUUGGUGGCUCUACACCAGGUGGAAGUCGAUAUUCACAAGCUCUUGUGGAUGGCAUAUGCGGAGACAGCAAUACUGGUACAUCAGUCAAAUGUGCUGGGCAUGUUCUCGAAGAAUCCGACUGUGUGCGACAUACUGAAGUGCAGAGUAGACAAAUUGACAGCUUUGUGCGGGACGGACGCAAGACUGGUGAAACCACCGAAAACAACUAAUUUACUGCUCAUAGAGGAGGGGUAUUCCUCGAACAGUGUCCGCGACGAGGCCUAACAAGUUCAGACAGCAUCGCUUGCGCCAUUGGCGCGAUGUUCUUCAUUCAACAGAUAAAUGCAGCAAAUACUUAGCAUACACGAGAUUAAAAACUACAUCACGUCUGUUAUUUCUACUG